AUGGCUCUGACUACGUGGUUGUUGACGGCCCUCGUUGGCCUUGCCAACGGCCUGGCCUCAACCGACACCAUUACCUGGGGAGGCGACAACUCCCGUGCCGGCUACCAAACAAACCAUAACAUGGACCCCUCCGUCGUAGGGAGCUCCCAGUUCGGUCAGCUCUUCCGGGCGGCUCUUCCCGGAAGAUACGGCAACGUUCCUGAGCAGAUCUUCUCUCAGCCUCUCGUUUACACUCCCAGCGGCGGCGACGGCACCCAAUAUGUCUAUGUCGCUACGCAACAAAAUAAUGUCUACAAACUUAAUGCCAAAACCGGCGAGAUCAUCGCCUCUCGCAACCUUCACAUUCCUUUCCUCACCGCUGACCUGGACGGCUGCGUCGAUGUCAACCCUCACGUCGGCAUCACCGCCACCGGUGUCAUCGACCCGGCCACCGACACUCUUUACCUGACUUCCAAAACCUAUGCCGACCAAACCCAGACCGGAGUCGCCCAGGGCCGCCCGGCUGGACGAUACUUCAUCCACGCACUGGAUGUUAACGACCUCAGCGAGCGACCCAACUUCCCUGUCGACCUGGAGGGCACCGUAGCUAGGAACAACCCGAUCCGGUCCUUCAACGGCGGAAUUCACCAUCAGCGCCCUGGUUUGCUUCAGUCUGGCCAGUACAUCUACGCCGGCUUCGCUUCUCACUGCGUGCAGUACAACUUCACUGGUUGGAUUAUCGGUUGGGACAAGACGACUGGUGCUCUCGUCGAGCGCUUCGCCACCCAGGGUGACGGUGUUCCCAGCGACAUCCCCGGAGCCGGAGUCUGGAUGUCCGGUGGCGGUCUCGCUUCCGACGACGCCGGCUCCAUGUUCUACGCCACCGGUAACGGUUACGCUUCUCAGCUCAGCACUAUCCCCGUCAACGGCCGCCAGCCCCCUACUGCUCUGGAGGAAGCUGCCGUUCACAUGAGUAUCAGCGAGGACGGAAGUCUGAGUGUAGCCGACUUCUUCAUGCCUUGGGAGAAACAGGCGCUGGAUGGCGCUGACAAAGAUUUGGGAACCAGUCCUCUUCAGAUUCUCCCCAGUACCUUCUCCUGUGGUGACGUCCGUCGCAUUGGUGUUGUGACGGGCAAGAGUGGUAAGACAUACUGGAUUAACCUGGACAACAUGGGUGGUUACCGAAACGGCCCCAACAGACUUGAUUCCGUUAUCCAGGUCUACCAGAACGACAACUCGGUGUACGCUGGAGCUGGUGUUUACCCGUUGGAAGGCGGUUACAUCUACAUCAAUGUCAUCCAGUUCCCCACCAACGUCUUCAAGUUCUCUUGCGAGGCCGGCGUCCCAUCCUUCACCAAGGUUGCCACCAGCCCCAACAACAACGCCUACAUUCUCGGUGUCAGUCACGGUACUGUCACGUCUCUUAACGGCCAACCUGGAACCGGUCUUUUGUGGACUAUGGACGUUCAGGGUUCUCAGUUGAAGGUCUUUGAAGCCGUUCCGAAGGACGGCUCCCUCAACCUUCUCAGGUCCUUCAGCGUUCCAGGUUCAACCAAGUUCGGCAGAGCUGUCUUUGGUGAUGGUAUCUUGUACCAGGGUACCACACAGGGCUACCUCUAUGCUUUUGGUUCGCCUGUCACUACUCCCAUCACCUGCACCUCUCCCAACGAGUUCGGCACUGUCGAUGUUGGUUCUCAGGGCGAGCCGCGUACCAUCACCUGCACGGCUGUCAUUGGCGUUUCUGUCUCCGAGAUCGCGCUCGAUGAGGCUGGUGACUAUGUCAUAACCACCGUCCCCACGCUGCCUCUUACUCUCACAGCUGGCCAGACCUUCUCUAUCCAGGCCGCCUUCAAGCCGACCACCGUCGGCCUCGUUUCUGCUGACAUCAUUGUUACCACUACCAACUCUGCCGAGGGUUACAGCCAGGGUACUCACAUCCGGUUGACCGGUACUGGUGAAAGUGCUGGCCCGUUGCUUGCUGUUACUCCUCCGACAAUCACCUUCCAGGGCGUCAUCACUGGCUCUGAAGGCGGACUGGAGGAGACCAUCCUCUUCACGAACCAGGGUAACUCUGAGCUGUCCGUCACCGACGUGCAGUACUCCACGACGAGCGCCCAGGGCCCCUUCACCACCUGGGACAGGGCCACUGCCGCUCUCACUGUCGGAAAGUUUACUCUUUCCAACAUUCCCUCCACCAUUGCCGCCAAUGCUGGUGCUACUGUCCGCAUCGCGUUCGACUCUUCCGAGAGUGGCAGCUUCGGAGCUUACAUCAAGGUGGUCACGGACGGUGGCAGCAAAUCCUUCACCAUCGCCGGUACUGCCGGUCCUGCUCCCGCCGCGCUUAUCGAGUUCCAGACGCCUGAUGCCACCGGCUGGGUUGAAUACGACCCCAACGUGCCAUUCACAUUCGGCAACGUCACUGAGAACACUUCCAGGUCCCUGAAGUUCCGCGUGACCAACAAGGCUCCCACCGGAGGCGUUAACCUCGUCCUGACCGUCUCGAAGCCGCCCUUCGGUAUCCCCGGUAUCGUCUCGGCAGCUAACACAGUUGAUCUUGCUGAGGGUAUCCAACUUGCCCCCGGCGAGAGCGCUGAUGCUACCAUGAUUUGUGCCGUGCCCAAGACUCAAUGGAACACUGAUCCUUACAAGGGCAGUGCUCCCUGGACCAUGAACACCAACGACCCCAACUUCGAGAAGCACUUCUUCACUUUCGAGUGCACUGCCGUCUCUGAGCAGGCCCCCCCUCUUUUGUCCAACGGACAGGGUAAGUACCGAUACGUCGGUUGCUUCAAGGAGAACAACCCCGGCCGCCAGCUUUCCAACCAGCUCUACGGAAACCCGCAGAGCGUCAACUCCAUGUGUAUCGAAGCCUGUGCCGAGCGUGGUUACAUCUUCUGCGGAACUCAGUACCACACCGAGUGCUGGGGAGGCCGCAACAUUCCUAUCCAGAAGGUUGAUGAGCGCAACUGCAACUUCGACUGUGGUGGAGACAUUAACCAGGUCUGUGGUGGUAACGGUUUCGGAGACCUCGAGGGCGGCGCUUUCAUCUCGCUCUUCGCCGACUCGCUUCAGUGGGAUGGCAACACGACGACUCCUACGCCUGGCCCGAACCCUAGCGGUCCGGAAGUCAACCCUGGCGUGGGCCAGUACGUCAGCCAGGGCUGUUACACCGAGCCAGAGACCUCGCGUGCUCUUCCUAGCCUGGUCAACCUUGAGGAGAAGACCGUUGCCAACUGUAUCACUGCUUGCUCUGGACGCAGGAACACGUAUGCCGGAUUGGAGUACGGAGGAGAGUGUUGGUGUGGAAACACCCUUGCCGAGGGCUCAGUUCUCGCUCCCGCCGAGGAGUGCAGCAUGGCUUGCGCAGACAACGCUACCGAACUGUGCGGUGGACCAUCCAGACUGAACCUCUACAAGCUGGACGGCGACUUGCCCGGGCCAAGCAGCACCGUCCCAACCGGUACCGCCACCGCCACCGCCACCUCUACUCCUACGGCCUCUGCCCCUCCCACGAACGAACGCGUCGGCGACUGGCUCUUCGAGGGCUGCUUCACUGAAGGUGAUGGUGUUCGUGCUCUUCCAUCUCGCAUGUAUGCCAACGACUCCAUGACUCUUGAGUCCUGUGGUGGCUUCUGCGAGGGUCUCAAGUACUUUGGUACCGAAUACGGUAGAGAGUGUUGGUGUGGUGAUGCUCUUGGCACUGGUAGUGUCGAGGCUCCUCUGACUGACUGCUCGUUCCCUUGCGCCGGCGACAGCACCCAGAAGUGCGGUGCUGGUAACCGUCUGCAGGUCUACCAAUACUCUCCCGUCGCAGCAUCUAGCACCCUCGCGGUCACAUCUACUGCCGAGGUUUCUGCUUCCGAGACCGCGACUGCCGAGACUUCCACCGCCACCUUUGCAAGCUUCUCGGUCCCCGCCAAUGGCACGGCUACCGCCCCUGUAUCUGACGCGGCUGCCACCACGUUCUCUACAUCCACUCUUUCAGAGCCGGCUACACUGUCGGAAACUCCCUCGUCUGUUGCGGAGACCACCACUUCCGCAUCUCCUAGUUCAUCCAUCGCCGAAACUACUACCUCGACCACCUCCGCGACACCCACCCCUACCGGACCCGUCAUCGUCCCCGGUAACGUAAACUUCACCUACUACGGCUGCUUCUCCGAGCCGGAGAUCGGCCGCCUCCUGCCCACUCAGGUCCUCAACGACGGCGACGAGAUGACCAUCGACAAGUGCCUCGAGGUCUGCUACGACAGGACCUACGCCGGUGUCGAGUACGGCCGGGAGUGCUGGUGCGGCGACGCCCUCAACCUCGGCGGCGCCGACGACACCCGUCCCGCCGCCAACGAGACGGGCACCGACUGCUCGUUCACGUGUCCCGGCAACAGCACGCAGUUCUGCGGCGCCGGGUCGCGCAUCAGCUUGUAUAUCCUCACCGAGGAGCUGGAGCUGCUGAAGAAGCAGAACGGCACGAUUUCACGGAGGAGAUGGUGA
Colletotrichum truncatum is the source of this 4467-nucleotide messenger RNA. RefSeq names its product WSC domain-containing protein. Lineage: Eukaryota; Fungi; Ascomycota; Sordariomycetes; Glomerellales; Glomerellaceae. The record is from RefSeq and is a predicted model, not a curated record. Gene Ontology annotation, cellular component: plasma membrane.